Messenger RNA from Parastagonospora nodorum SN15, 312 nucleotides. RefSeq lists its product as hypothetical. Lineage: Eukaryota; Fungi; Ascomycota; Dothideomycetes; Pleosporales; Phaeosphaeriaceae. The record is from RefSeq and is a predicted model, not a curated record. The transcript has 2 exons. The coding region runs from base 1 to 312 and encodes 103 amino acids.
AUGGCACCUGACCCACGAACGGAACCUGUAUCAUCUGGCGACGUUCCUGCUGCCAGCAAAGAGAUAGAUCUUACCGAAAGUGCCAGUGGUAGCGAGAUUGGUGUUCACUCGUCCAGCAAGGGACGUCGAGGAGAAAAUGCAUUCUCGACUCAUGGACUGCGUCAAGACAACUACAGGCCCGUCGAUACAUAUGAGGGCAUACAUCGAUAUGAUCCCGACUUUGAGUGGGAGCCGGAGGAAGAACGCAAAGUCGUCCGAAAGAUCGACAAGCGCAUUUGUACAUGGGUUUGUUUGAUGUUCUUUGCGUUGUGA